Molecule: messenger RNA, 573 nt
Organism: Trypanosoma rangeli
Lineage: Eukaryota; Euglenozoa; Kinetoplastea; Trypanosomatida; Trypanosomatidae
Product: ADP-ribosylation factor
Exons: 1
Coding region: 1-573 (190 amino acids)
Biological process (GO): intracellular protein transport; vesicle-mediated transport
Cellular component (GO): cytoplasm; Golgi apparatus
Molecular function (GO): GTPase activity; GTP binding
Source: RefSeq, a predicted model, not a curated record
AUGGGUGCUUGGCUCUCUCGGCUGAAGUCGGCGUUGGGGUUUUUACCAGCAGACAAAAAGAUUCGUGUACUUAUUUUAGGUCUCGACAAUGCAGGGAAGACGUCUAUUUUGUACCGCCUGCAGUUAGGCAACGUUGUGUCCACUGUUCCCACGGUGGGGUUUAACCUGGAGACGAUGCACUACAAGAAUAUUUCGUUUGAGGUGUGGGAUUUGGGCGGCCAGGCCAAUAUUCGGCCUUUUUGGCGCUGCUACUUUACCGACACCGACGCCAUUAUUUACGUUGUGGACAGUAGCGACAAGGAUCGUAUGGGGGUCGCCAAGCACGAGUUAUACAAUCUCCUAGACGAGGACGAGCUGCGGGCGAGUCUCCUGCUUAUCUUCGCCAACAAACAGGACAUGAUGGGCGCGGCGAGUGAGACGGAGGUUGCACAGCUGCUCGGGGUCGCAUCUCUGACGAGCCACACCUGGACUAUAGUGAAGAGCAGCGCGAAGACAGGCGAGGGACUUAUUGAGGGCAUGGAUUGGCUCUGCGACAAGCUGCGAGAGCGGGGCACCGUCACCAAUGCCCCGUAG